AGUUUCAAAAGUGAAACAACUAAGUCAAAUUGUGUUAUAUUUUCUUUAAAACACUUACUCGGGUAAAAUUUAAUUUCACUAAUAAUGGCCAACAAACAAAAUCUAUUACUUUUGUUCGAGCGUCCCAAUGAACCUGUGUUCAUGGAAAAGGGUACAACCAGCACGGUAUUCGAUGUUCCCGAUAAGUUCUUAACCGAUCGUUAUCGUCCUAUUGGCAAUGAAGUCCAGAGCCGUUUCGGUGAUAAGGCUGAGAAACGUAUUCUAGUACGUGAUAUUGCUUUGCCUGAUUUACGUAUUCCAAUGUCUUUGGGUCGUGAUGAGCAGUUCUCUCUAUUUGUUCCUCGUCACAGACGUAUUGCUGGACGUUUGAUUGAUAUUUUCAUGGGUCUACGUACAAUUGAUGAUUUGCAAAGUGUUGCUGUUUAUGCUCGUGAUCGUGUGAAUCCUUUCCUGUUCAACUAUGCCCUCUCUGUGGCUUUGUUACAUCGUCCCGAUACCAAGGGCAUGGAUUUGCCUUCAUUUGCCCAAAAUUUCCCCGAAAAAUACGUUGACUCCAAAGUAUUAGGUCAAGCGAGGGAAGAAGCCACUAUUGUCGCUGAGGGUUCUCGUAUGCCAAUUGUGGUACCCAGAGAUUAUACUGCAUCUGAUUUAGACCCCGAACAUCGUUUGUGGUAUUUCCGUGAAGAUUUGGGUAUUAAUUUACAUCACUGGCAUUGGCAUUUGGUGUAUCCUUUCGAAGCUGGUGAUCGUUCUAUUGUUGCCAAGGAUCGUCGUGGUGAAUUGUUCUAUUAUAUGCAUCAACAGAUCAUUGCUCGUUAUAAUAUGGAACGUUUUAGCAACAAUUUGGCUCGUGUUACCAGAUAUAACAAUUUCCGUGAACCCAUUGCUGAGGGUUACUUCCCAAAAAUGGAUUCCCUUGUAGCUAGUCGUGCCUGGCCACCACGUUUCGAUAACACCGUCAUUUCCGACUUAAGACGUGAAUUGGAUCAAAUUAAUUUGGAUGUUGCUGAUAUGGAAAGAUGGCGUGAUCGCAUUUAUGAUGCCAUACAUCAAGGUUUCGUUAUCGAUGAAAGUGGCAACCGAAUUCCUUUGGAUGAACAACGUGGUAUUGAUAUUUUGGGUAAUAUGAUGGAGUCUUCAAUUAUCUCUCCCAAUCGUUCAUUAUACGGAGAUCUCCAUAACUUGGGUCAUGUAUUCAUUUCAUAUUCCCAUGAUCCUGAUCAUCGCCAUUUGGAAUCUUUCGGUGUUAUGGGUGACUCUGCUACUGCUAUGCGUGAUCCUGUUUUCUAUAGAUGGCAUGCAUUUAUUGAUGAUAUCUUCCAAGAGCAUAAGGCUCGUUUGCCUGCCUACACAUUGCCUCAAUUGCAAUAUGAUGGCAUAACUAUUUCCGGUGUUCAGGUUGCAGCUGAUGGUGGUCGUCCAAAUGUUCUAUCAACAUUCUUCCAACAAUCUGAUGUUGAUUUAUCCAGAGGCAUGGAUUUCGUACCUAGAGGCAAUGUAUUUGCUCGCUUCACUCAUUUGCAACAUACUCCCUUCACCUAUACCAUCAAUGUCAAUAACAAUAGUCGUGCCCAACGUUUCGGUACAGUGCGUAUAUUCUUGGCACCCAAGACUGACGAGAGAGGUCAACAGAUGUUGUUGAGAGAUCAACGUUUAUUGAUGGUUGAAUUGGACAAAUUCAUUGUGUCAUUGAAUCCUGGUCAAAACACCAUUCGUCGUCGUUCUUCGGAAUCCAGUGUUACCAUACCUUUUGAACGCACUUACCGUAAUUUGGAUGCCAACCGUCCUGCUGCCGGUUCUGCUGAUGAAUUGGAAUUCAAUUUCUGUGGUUGUGGCUGGCCUGCAAAUAUGUUGAUUCCUAAGGGUCUUCCAGAGGGUAUGCGUUGUGAAUUGUUUGUCAUGGUGUCCAACUAUGAAGAUGAUCGUGUUGAUCAGCAAUUGGUGGGUGCUUGCAGUGAUGCUGCUUCCUACUGUGGUGUUCGUGAUCGUCUCUAUCCCGAUCGUCGUCCCAUGGGUUAUCCCUUCGAUCGUUUGCCUCGUCAAGGUGCUGACCGUCUGGUUAAUUUCCUGACUCCUAACAUGAGUGUUGUCGAUGUUGUCAUUCGUCAUGAUCCCAAUAGAGUUGUUCAACGUCAAAAUUAAUAAAGUUAUGAAAACAAACCGUAUAAACACUUAAGAGACAGUUAAAAUUUAACGUUAAUAAUACCAAAUAUGUUACAUACAUGUACUUUCAAUUUAAAUACAUAAAUAGUAAAUCUAAUAAACAAUCGAAAUAAUUCAAC
Lucilia sericata (common green bottle fly) is the source of this 2282-nucleotide messenger RNA. RefSeq names its product phenoloxidase 2-like. NCBI's taxonomy places the organism in Eukaryota, Metazoa, Arthropoda, Insecta, Diptera, Calliphoridae. The record is from RefSeq and is a predicted model, not a curated record. The transcript has 3 exons. Bases 85 to 2142 code for a protein of 685 amino acids. Gene Ontology annotation, molecular function: oxidoreductase activity.